GAUGGGUUCGUCUUCUGUAAGUCAUCACCGUCCAAAUGUUUCCAGUUCAUCCAUUCCAGUGCUGCUGCUGCUACCAACCUCUCUGAUGUUUCUUCGUGUUCAUUCUACGUUUCAAAUGAGAAAACGGCGCCACCUCCAAGUACGACACAUACAAAUGCAACAACAACAACCACUACAACAGUGACGACUACGACAACACCGACAAUCACAAGCACGUCGACUACAACAGCCACUACACCGACAACCACGACGCCUGGGCCUAUAACUACGACAACACAGACAACCACAAGCACGUCGACUACAACAGCCACUACACCGACAACCACGACGCCUGGGUCUACAGCUACGGUUGCAUGCAUCAACCUCACAGGCGGAGGAUGUAUGUGCCCCAAUGGAGCGACUAACGCCGACUGUACUCAAUAUAUGACAGACUGCAAGGAUUACAAAUAUUAUGAUGGUACGACGGAAGGACUUCUGCACAUCAAGCCAUCGGCUUGGACUGGACCACCAUUUCUAGUGCGCUGCUACAAAGGUGAAACCCUGAUUCAUAUGCGAGACGACGUCCCGUCUUGUCACAGCUUGUCCUUCAACCGCUCAUGGUCAGAAUACAGACAAGGGUUCGGGGACAUCCAGAAUGGCUGUUUCUGGCUGGGCAAUGACAAGAUAUCGGCGCUGACCAGAUCAAGACCCUACGCGAUGAUUUUGGACACUAUAAUCAGUAGCCAAAUGAAAUGGAUAAUUAUCUAUUACGAUUUCGUAAUGAACAUCGCUGCUAACAAGUAUCGUCUGAACUAUACAAACACUUGGGGUAACGGAUUCUAUAACUGUGAUAGUUUUGGUGGUUCAUCUUCCAUCACGGAUGUCAAAGGUCACCAGUUCUACACGUAUGAUCAAGACGUCAAUGGAUGUGCUGCUGCGGACGGGGGAGGAUGGUGGUAUAAUACUGGAUGUUCUUACGGAAACCUUAACGGAAUCUGGCCAAAAUGGCCGCUAUAUGGAACAGUGUAUGCUUUAGACGUAUCGUUGGUUUACAUACAGCGAACAACUUAAACUAUUGAAAAAACUAAUCAUCGUACUUAAUCAGUGUUCAUAUCAGCUGAAUUUAAUAACUGUACUGCUUUAAUAUUUGUGAUAGACCUUUGCAACAUAAAUCAUUUGACAUUACAAAUAAAACUAAAUUCACAUAUUUGGAACCAAAGUAGU
Molecule: messenger RNA, 1203 nt
Organism: Gigantopelta aegis
Lineage: Eukaryota; Metazoa; Mollusca; Gastropoda; Neomphalida; Peltospiridae
Product: fibrinogen beta chain-like
Exons: 4
Coding region: 382-1050 (222 amino acids)
Source: RefSeq, a predicted model, not a curated record